Pseudo-nitzschia multistriata is the source of this 3209-nucleotide messenger RNA. Lineage: Eukaryota; Bacillariophyta; Bacillariophyceae; Bacillariales; Bacillariaceae. The record is from the annotation of a GenBank genome assembly.
GUACAUAAUAUAAGUACCUAUGAUAGGAGUGGAAUUCGAACUCCAUGUUUUGGAUCUUUCCCGAAACGAACAAAACCGAUAAUCGGAAUUUUCCUCGGCCGGGGACGACUACGAUUUCAGUUUCGAGGGAUACUGUUACGGAUACAACCAGAGCGUUGAUCGAUACUGAUGCUCCUGCCCGCAAGCAAACACACCGCAAACACCCGCAGCCCCGYCUCGCCUCGCUGGCGCGGCACGGCCCCUACACAGGAGCCCACCGCACCGGUACAGCGAGCUUGCCCGCUACCGCUGUCGGCCCUCCCUCCGCGGCGUCUCUGGGAAUCCAUCGUCUCGAGGGAGGACGCGACGGGGGGCGGCGCCGCCCGGAAGGUGCGAGCGUCUCCGUCCAUCCGAUCGAUCCGGGUUUGCUCCACCGCACCGAACGCUCCGAGCCAACAGGGAUAACAUUACAUUCCUAGUGAACGGCAACGCUCCGGGAACGUUCUCGGCGGUGGAGAAAGCACAACAAAGCACAACAAACACAACCCCCGGGACAAGCUCCGAUACACCCGAUGGCCCGGGCUUCGUUCCGCUCCGGAGCCGCACACCAAACGACCGGCCCGCAWGCCCGCCCCUAGAUUCUUCGCGGGUGGGUUUGGUUCCUUCCCUCCGCCGGUCACAAAAACGAACGGCAGAAGACACAGAACACGGAGCCCCGAACGAGCAGGAAACCGAAUCGAAUCGGGUCGACCCGAGCAGCAACCAGCAAACCAUGCGCAAGUCGGCAAGACUCCACCGGAUGAAACAGAAAAAAGACGAGGAGAAAAGGCGGGAUUCGAGUCGCCAUCGCUGCCCUCCCUCGAGCGUGGAAACCGUGUUUCAUCCGUACCUGAGCAAAAUCCAUCCGCCGAGGGAUGUCACGCCCGCCAGGAUCCGGACCCUGGAGGACGGGGUGAUCUUGUCGCUGAUGGAACGAACGAACCAUUSGACCUAYCCCCCGAGGUUGCUCUGGCGAAUCUCGACCCCCUGCUAUGAGCGAUGCCMCCAGAGCCACCGGGUGGUGGCCCUCCGCAUCACGGACCGAGACAACAUCUUUGGAAACACCAUGGCCCGCAUCCCGGCCUACGGUGCCCACCGGGCCUACUUGCCUCCCUCUCUGUGGACGAUGCCACCGGAUGUUGCGGUCCUGGACCACAUCCGGGAGAUGACUCUUUAUCGCUGCACGGGCCCCCUGCCAGCCGAGGCGGGCCUCUACCUGACMCGUCUAGAGGCCCUGUACCUCAACGACUGUUCCCACCUGGAUUUSUCGGCCGCCCUGGGGCCGGGGCCGUCCCACCAAACCGGCAGCGACAACGGUUUCGAGAAGACCAGCAGUCACAACGACGACAAGAACAAUCGGAAUGCGCGCUGGACCAACCUCAAGACGCUCAAGCUUCUGGAUUGCGAGAACGUGACGCCCCAAACAUUCCGGUGGCUGACCGGACUCGAAACCCUGGCAAUGAUCCGCUGGAACCCGCACAAUCCCAACACGCGGGGCCUCGGRUCCCGCUGGAUUCGGCAGCUGGCGGCUCCAAACCACGGCCGCGCCGCUSCUCCCCCCUUGCCGGCGGGGAACCCGGCUUUCGGGCCCACCCCGSUCCUGUUUGGCUUUCGAACCACGCUGCGGUCCCUGUCCUUUCGCGACGCGAACCUCACCAACCGGGACCUCCAGACCAUUUUCUGGGAGAUCCUUCCUGGCUUUCCGGCCCUGGAAAAGCUGUCCGUUGCCCGAAACCCCGCGAUCGAUUCGUUUCGGCAGGCCACGGCACGGCCACGGACGGCUCCGGGACGGGAAUCCGCGUCCCCGGAUGCUGUGGUGGCCGCCGCGGAACGCGGAAGGCCGUCCAACCUKAAAUCCCUUGAGAUUCUGCACACGAAAAUCACCUGGACGAAGGCCGAGGUGGACAGCUUGGUUUGGUUCUUGGAAACAAUCGGUGCUUCGGUAGGCACACUGGACGUCUUUUCCCCCUGGACRUCGCCUCGCUUUGACCAUCCAAGGAAUCCYAGGAUCUCCCACCUAGUGGAGCGGACGCGGACCAUAGAAUACUUGUUGGCCAGGAACGCAACGAAUACCUGUUCUAUGCUGACGGGUGGGAGUGCGUUUGAAUCGGGUSCCGGUGAGAACGCGAACAGCACAGGCACGGGCGGGACGGAGGCAAUCGCACGACCAAGGAACGUGGGUGGGCCUCCCCCCCGUGCGCUCUGGUCGUUGGCACUGGCCAGAGCCUAUGCCAGGGGAUACUCCACGUUCAGCGAGAGCAACGGCACGUUCUCUGUACAAGCAUCGUCGAGCAUGCCGUUUGCCAUWGCCUACGGAUUCUUGAGGCACGGCUCGGUAUUUUCAGCGGGRCAAACCGAGAGUUGGUGCAGGCGCAAGCGUCGCUUUCUUCCUCGAACGGUCAAGAAGCUCGUCAAAUAUCCAGAAUGAUAAUUUGGAUGGCAUCCUCCAAACAUACCAGCAGAUUCUUAUUCCCGAGGACGGCUUGUCCCAGCUCAAAGUGGUGACGUUUGGGAUCGAUGCGUCGAAUCAAGGACAACACGGUAGCUCAAGAAAUAUUGAGAAUCCMUGGAAUCAAACCGGUCGAAGAUAGUAUCGUAUCUUUUUACCAAAACUCGUGACAAAGAAACUUCAAAAUCCAAAGUGAAUUGAACUAGUGUCGCGCAUCUAAUUAGUAAGGUCGGCAUYUGAUACUGUACAAGUCGUGGAAGUCCUCCCUUUGGUUUCAAAACAUGUUGAUUAGAAAAGAUCCAAGCGGUCUCCGACAUGUUCUCGAUCGUCCUGGGAAUAGGACCAAACGAUUGUGCGGCUGACUUCUUGUCUUGGUAUUGAGAUUCGUACUUAUCCCUGAUACGGCAAUUUUGGUGAAAAUGUAGUCAAUCUGCCAACCGAGAGAACCUUGUUUGUGUGAAACAGUUUAAACCUCCAAAUUACGGUGUUCAUCAAAUCUUCAAUGGCUUGUGGCUUGUUUUUCAUUGCCUCAAAAACCAUAAUUAUCUUUCUCUGUUCACAAGUUCUAUGGGCACAAUCUUCACUUUCCUCUGCCACUUCUUGUGCURUCAAGAUUUUAUCCUCACCUGGUUGUUUGGAACCAAAGAAUCCUGCAGGUUGGAAAUAGGAGGAUGAUUUAGUACUUCUACUACGGAAAGAAAAAAAGUGCUGGAGAACAAUAUACUAAAGACAAAUAGAGUUU